UCCAUUUAGAAAUUCUAGAAUCGAUUUCACACAUCUCCCAAAACAAGAAGCGCCAAGAAUUGAUGAGUAGUCAUCUUGUGGAUGUUGAACAAGUGUCCACCGCCCUACCCCCUUCCCCUUUUAAUUUUUUACUAUAUCUUCCUUCACGUAUUCCUAUAAUUUUCAGGUCGAGAAAUAGAAAUCUCAAAAGAGAAGCUUAGUAGAUUAGCACAGAGAGAGAGAUGGAUAAGUUAGGAAGCUUGAAGCACCUGUUUGUGACGGUGUUUAUGUCGCAGUUGGCGACGUUCGUGGUAACUCCGGCGAUGCCAGAUGUAACUAUGAUGGUAUUCUGUCCUGGUCAAGACCAUUGUUCCCUCGCCAUUUACCUCUCUGGUUUUCAACAAGCGAUAAUUGGAAUUGGUUUAGUGGUAAUGAUGCCAAUAAUUGGGAAUUUGUCUGAUGUAUAUGGAAGGAAAGCUUUGCUCACAGUCCCAGUGACUCUCUCCAUCAUUCCCCCAGUAAUAUUGGCAUAUAGGAGGACCAAGAAAUUUUACUGUGUGUACUAUGUGCUGCGGACGCUCACUGGCAUGAUAUGUGAUGGUGGUAUUCAGUGCGUCGCCCUUGCUUAUGUGGCAGACCAUAUGUCACAGGAUAAGCGUGCCUCUGCAAUAGGAAUUUUGGCUGGAGUUGGAUCUGCCGCAUUUGUCUGUGGAACCUUAGCUGAUCACUUCCUCUCCACUUCUCAGAUAUUUCUGGCAGCAACAAUUGCAUCAACAGCUGCUGCUGUAUACAUGCAAAUUUUUCUAGAGGAUACAGCUUGCUUUAAAGAUUCUACUGAGCAGCAGCCUAUUUUGAGAAAUGAAACUGAAGAUACUGAAUUGGAUUGCGAGACAGCGCGGAAUAUAAAGGUGUUCAAGAAAGUUCCAUCCCUGAUGAAUAGCAUUUGCUUUCUUAAAAAGAGUGCUACCUUUUCACUUGCAGCAUCUGUUGCUUGCUUGAAUAGUCUUGCAGAAGGCGGAGAACAAGCUCCAUUUCAGUACUUCUUAAAGGCUCGAUUUCACUUCCAGAAAGAUAACUUUGCUGAUGUGAUGCUUAUAGCCAACAUUUGCUCUGCAACUUCUCAGUUACUCCUCAUGCCUAUGUUGGCUCCUCUUACAGGAGAGGAGGUUCUGCUGUGCUUAGGUCUGACUGCUGGAUUUACAAACCUUCUUAUUGACAGUGUAGCACGGAAAAUAUGGAUUCCUUAUACUGCUGCGUUGCUGCCUAUAUUCACCUCCCUCGUGAAACCCUCUCUUCAGAGCAUUGUCUCGAAACAAAUUGGGCCUAGUGAACAGGGAAUUGCUCAGGGGUGCAUUUCAAGCAUAAGUUCUGUAGCUAACAUUCUCUCCCCAUUCAUAUAUAGUCCUCUGACUGCCUUAUUCCUUUCAGAAAAAGCUCCCUUUCCGUAUCCUGGCUUUAGCAUCCUGUGUAUUGGUCUUGCUUGGGUAAGUAGAUCUAUGGAACAAGCCAAUGCACUCAAAUGUGGAAAUUAUUUAUUGAUGAGGAUUGUUCCAAAUCGAGAUCUAGCUAACCCCUACAAAAUGGGUGCAAUCUUCUAGUUUUAAUGUGUAUUUAACUUAUUAUAACACAGGUGAAGUUUGUGCUUUCUGUGUAUGCAGUUGAUAGCCGUUAUACCCAGUGCAAUGAUAAAGGUGAUUCCACUCGUCUCAAGACGGUAACGACAUUGGAAGAGUAGCAGCGAGAUAUAAAUUUUGGCUGGGAUGAAGAAGUUUCCCUUGCAAACAUUAGUCUAUGUAUCCAGAAAUCAGAAACCUAUUAGAACAUCCCAUAGGCUGAGAAUUUUGCAAGGAUAUAUUUUGCCAUUUCUUGCAGGAUCACUUGGAAUGCGUUCUAUCGCAUUGUAAUGUAACUAGACACAUAUUCCACUUUAGUGAAUAUUGUAAUCAUCAAUUAUAGUUGUUAUAGUUCCGCUUAAUUG
Lycium ferocissimum is the source of this 1957-nucleotide messenger RNA. RefSeq lists its product as uncharacterized. The record is from RefSeq and is a predicted model, not a curated record. Gene Ontology annotation, biological process: transmembrane transport. The transcript has 13 exons. The coding region runs from base 222 to 1577 and encodes 451 amino acids. Gene Ontology annotation, molecular function: transmembrane transporter activity. NCBI's taxonomy places the organism in Eukaryota, Viridiplantae, Streptophyta, Magnoliopsida, Solanales, Solanaceae.